UGUUAGUGAGAGAGAGGGAGUUCAGUGGAGAGAGAGAGAGAUGGGUCCUCGCCCCUCAUGCAUCGACCCAAAGAGCGGGUUCUGCAGAGACAAGGGCACAUUCUACAGCCUCCGGCCCACGCCCAAUCUCACUCCUCUCGACCUCACAUCAUACAUUUUCUCUCUCAUCCCCAACCCGCCUCCCUCCUCCCCCGCCCUCGUCGACGUCUCCGCCAAGUCCCUCAUCUCCUAUGGCGAUCUCCGAUCAAUGGUCUCCUCUCUCUCUUUCUCUCUUCAAUCCGAGUUUGCCAUCCAAAAAGGUGAUGGCGUCUUCAUUCUCUCUCCAUCUUCAAUCUAUAUCCCCAUAAUCUCUCUCUCCUCUCUCUCUCUAGGAGCCAUUGUCUCCCCUUCCAACCCAAUAAACACCAAGUCUGAGAUAGAGCACCAAAUCCAAAUAUCUAAACCAGCCCUCAUUUUCGCUCACUCCUCAGCAGCUCACAAAAUCCCAGCCCAAAACCGAGUCAUCUCGAUCGAUUCGCUCGAAUUCCGCCGACUCAUUGAAUCGCCGAGAUCGAGCCCGGAAAGGGUCACCAUCGAUCCAGAUGAUCCUGCAUCGAUCCUCUACUCCUCUGGCACGACGGGCCGAGUCAAGGGCGUUAUUUGGACACAAAGAAAUUACACUGCAAUGCUGGCGGAGCUAUUGUCAUUGAGGAUCGAGAAGAGGACGUGCUCAUUCAUUACGGUGCCGUUAUUUCACGCCUACGGUUUCGCCGUUUGCUUGAAGGGGUUGGCGUUUGGGGAGACGGUGGUUCUGACGGGUGAAGGAAUGUUUGAGGUGAGGUUUGUGUGCAGGGCGGUGGAGGAGUGGAGGGUCACGCAUUUGGUGGCGGCGCCGCUCGUUUUGGCAGCGAUGAGUACAGGUGAGGAGGCCAAAGGUUUUGAUUUGGGUAGUUUGGAGGCGGUGAUCAUCGGCGGCGCGCCGCUUGGAAAGGAGAUGAUCACGAGGUUUAAAAGGAGGUUCCCAUGGGUCAUUGUUGCCCAGGGAUUUGGAAUGACAGAAGCUGGAGGAAUAUUUCGGACUGUGACUCCCGAAGAAUGCAUGCGAUAUGGGUCAUGUGGUCGAUUAUCAGGAGGUUCUGAAGCCAGGAUUGUAGACCCAAACACACUGCAACGCUUACCUCCAUGUCACAAAGGAGAGUUGUGGGUCAGAGGAGCCACUAUCAUGAAAGGUUACAUAGGUAAUGAAGAAGCAACAAAUUCUGUAUUGGAUUCAGAGGGAUGGCUAAAGACGGGAGAUCUCUGCUAUAUAGACAAUGAAGGCCACCUCUUCGUGGUUGAUAGGCUGAAGGAGUUGAUCAAAUACAAAGCAUACCAAGUUGCCCCUGCAGACUUAGAAGACAUACUACUUUCUCACCCGGAAAUUGCAAAUGCUGCUGUAGUUCCGGGAGAUAAGUUGUUCUGCUGCCAGAAAGUAUGGAUUAAAAGCGGGGCAUCUAUUCGUCUACACCAUCUGUUGAUAAUUACAGCUGAUGGAUGGUAUCCUGAUGAGGAAGCUGGGCAAAUACCGAUGGCAUUUGUGGUUAGAAAGCCCCAGAGUUCCCUUAGUGAAGCGCAAGUUAUGGACUUCAUAGCAAAACAGGCAUUUUUCUUGACCUUAACACUCGCUAAUUGA
Amborella trichopoda is the source of this 1651-nucleotide messenger RNA. NCBI's taxonomy places the organism in Eukaryota, Viridiplantae, Streptophyta, Magnoliopsida, Amborellales, Amborellaceae. The record is from RefSeq and is a predicted model, not a curated record.